Desarmillaria tabescens is the source of this 843-nucleotide messenger RNA. RefSeq lists its product as uncharacterized. Lineage: Eukaryota; Fungi; Basidiomycota; Agaricomycetes; Agaricales; Physalacriaceae. The transcript is spliced from 4 exons. The record is from RefSeq and is a predicted model, not a curated record. Bases 155 to 715 code for a protein of 186 amino acids.
AAGGAUACCGACCGCGUACUGAAUUCCUGCGUAUGUGGAAACGCCGAGCAUAUAUACCAUGAACCAGCAACGUCAAUAGGGCGAACAGGCUGGUCCUGAUCGAUUCACGUCUGGCGUAUCCGCUCACGAAUUCACGUACUGGAGAGUAAUUUUCAUGUCAAAUGCCUGUCCGCAUCAAGUCGAACAAAUUCUGUUUUGCCUUCCGGUGCGGCUUGGGGUCCUGAUCAUCGGAGUGUUGGGCGUGGCGCUAGGAGGUAUUAUCGCUGUUGGAGGUAUCAUUCAGUACACUCACCUAGGUGGUGACAUCAAGAAUAAGUUGCCAUAUGUCAUCCAGAUAGUCGUAUAUGGAUUAUACGCGAUUAUAUCUCUUGGCGGAUUAGUGGGGGCUGUCAUCAAACGCAUUGGUUUAAUCAAGACGUUCUAUUUCAUCCUCAUCGUGCAUGUCAUGUUUAGCAUUGCCUCCGGAUCCUUCUCCAUCUAUCGGUAUUUCAAAGAUGCGCCCGACAGCGUGAGAUCAUGUGUCAAUGGAUCCCAGGACGAUCUGGUCGUCGAGGGAUGCGAAAAGGGUGUAUCCGUGAUGAAAGGUGUAUUGAUCGGAGUCUUCGUUUUCGUAUGGUUAAUGGAAAUAUGGGGGUGUAUGAUCGUCAAGAGCUAUUCGAGACAGCUAGAAGAUGAGGCAGAUGUAAAAGCAUAUGCGAAUAGGCAGUGGGGGUAGCUUUCUGAUCAUGGACCGAAUGUGAAAACUUUGAACGCUCUUAUUCGAUGACUACUUUCGGAACACUUGCAGCGAUGACUAUUGUACAACAGAAUUACUCUGUGGAUGACACAAAUCACUAGGCGUAG